AUAUGCCACCGUGUAACGAAGUCGAUAAAGAACUACAUGGAUAUACGCGUCUUGAGAGUGAGGUUAUAUGAGACACUCGAUCAGUAAGAUUCUAACCAACGAUCACUCGACACUGAGGUAUAUGCAGUCAGUAAUCACUGACUAUACCGACCGAACACUAUACAGACCGAGUCAGUAGAAGUAGCUGACUAUUUCCACGGCCGUUGCGCGGUCUGAUCUACUGAUGUCGAAUUUAUUUGGUCAACGUGCUUCCGGAACGUCGUUUUAUCUUACACGUUUUUAUCUUUCUUCGUUUCGUUUUAAUUCUGUUUGCGAUUCUUCGAUCUUCAUUCGUGGAGAUUCGUUGAUUCGAGAAAAACGUGGUUAAAAAGAAAGAAAAAGUGUGUCGAAAGUGUUCUUUUCCGAGCAUUGCCUUUAAACGUUCUUAACGUUUUAGUCAUCUACCAAGAUCGGUUUUACCGAAGAUUGGAACAGCAGCGUGGAGCACGUGGAUACAGAAUGUUGAGAUCCGUGAUAGGACGGACGCAAUCCGCAAUAAUCUGGCUUUUGCUGCUACUGGUAACCUGGCGAAACAAAGAUAGUUGCAACGGCCUGCAAUAUCAGUCGGUCGAGGUUUAUGCAAACGGCGAUGACUGCGCACUGAUCCUGAAUGGACCGGGGAGGACCACUGUCUUUGAUUAUACUUACAAUUUGUUACGUGGUUCUUUCCCACCGACAGCCGGAUCACAGACAUGCAUCACUUACGAUGCCGUGAAUCGAGCGUAUAUCGAAGCGAGAAAACGCAUCAAUGUGGCGCAACCCAAGAACAAAAUGUGGAGACCAGAGGAUUUAGCCACGGUUGGAGAACUUUUAUUGGAUAUCAGUGCGAACCUUGUACAAACAUACGGCCUAACCUUCGAAGAAAUCGAAAAAAGUCUACCCUUAAUCGACACUUCGAAGACCUUAAUUCGCGAGGUGUGCCCUGCCUUUUUGAGCAACGUGGAAUGUCGUGCUGGUAAAUAUAGAAGAAACGAUGGCUUGUGCACAAAUUUACAAAAUCCGACAUGGGGCGCCACAUUAGCGCCCUUUCAAAGAGUGCUGAGUCCACGAUUCGCGGACGGUCUAACAGCGCCUAGAAUAUCGGUGACCAGUCAUGAUUUACCAUUAUCACGCAUAGUGUCACGCACUAUGCAUCCUGACGAGGGUUAUCACGAUCAUGCUGGUACAGUCAUGGUCAUCGCCUGGGGGCAGUUUAUGGAUCACGACUAUACGCUAACUGGAACGCCUCUAGAUCCUUUGAACCGAAACGACCCGGAGGAAUGUUGCCAUCGGCCACCGCACCUGAAGAAUCCUUAUUGCAACGAGAUUCUUAUACCGGAAGACGAUUAUUUCUACAGACUGUUCAACGUGAAAUGCAUGGACUUCGUUCGCGCCUUUCCUGCUGUACGACCUGGAUGCCGACUCGGCUCUCGUGUGCCUUUCAAUCUUCUUACCGGUGUGCUCGAUGGGAACACGGUGUAUGGAAUCACGGAAUCAUUCGCUAGGAAGCUACGGGCUGGUUAUGGAGGAUUGUUACGCAUGAAUCCAGUGUUCUCAGAAUACGGACUGAAGGAUUUAUUACCGCUCAAACUGGAUAUUCCGGACGAGGGAUGCACCCGGCCGAAUCGAUCGAUGUACUGUUUCGAGGCGGGUGAGAUAAGAGUGAACGAGCAGCUAGUGUUAACCUGCAUGCAUACUUUGAUGGCACGUGAGCAUAAUCGAAUUGCGAAGACGUUAAUUCAAAUAAAUCCUCAUUGGGACGAUGAAACGCUGUAUCAAGAAGCAAGAAGAAUCGUUAUUGCUGAAAUUCAACAUAUCACUUAUAAUGAAUUUCUACCCAUUUUACUUGGCAAAGAUGUCAUGGAAAAAUUUGGGCUCCUCCUUGAAAAAAAUAGCUAUUGGGAUGGUUACGACGAAAGCGUGAAUCCAUCUGUGAUCGAUGCUUUCGCUUCUGCAGCCUUCAGAUUCGGACACUCAUUAUUGCCAACGGCAGUAGAAAGGUGGAGUAAAGCUCAUAAAUUUAUUGCUUCGAAAAGACUAUCAGAUUUGAUUAGAAGACCGUUUGAUUUGUAUCGUGCUGGAGUUUUCGACGAAUACAUUAUGGGGUUGAUGAACCAAGUUGCUCAAGCUAUGGACGAUUCUAUCACGCAAGAGGUGACAAAUCAUUUAUUUAAAAAAGUUGGAGCUAAGUUUGGAUUGGAUCUGGUCUCAUUUAAUAUGCAACGAGGACGUGAAUUUGGUAUUCCAAGUUAUAUGGAAUUCAGAAAAUUCUGUGGACUUCCUUGGGUAGACACUUUUGACGAGCUUCACGGUUCCAUGCCAAACGAAACGAUCAGACGCUAUAGCUCGAUUUUUGAGCAUCCAGCUGACGUCGAUCUCUGGUCCGGUGGUGUAUCCGAGAGACCACUUCCGGGUAGUAUGCUCGGCCCAACCUUCGCCUGUAUAAUCGCCACGCAAUUCAGUUAUUCCCGUCGAGGCGACCGAUUUUGGUACGAGUUGCCGAACCAGCCAUCGUCCUUCACUCUCGAUCAACUGAAUGAGAUCCGAAAAAUAAAACUCGCUAGAGUGAUCUGCGACAACACGGAUUUGAUCGAUACUAUACAGAUUUAUCCCAUGGUAUUACCCGAUCAUGAAAUAAACCCACGAGUACCCUGUCGAAGCGGCGUCCUGCCCAGUAUGGAUCUAACCAAGUGGGCAGAAUUCCCAACCGCGAAUCAUGCUCAAUACACGUUAAAAAUUUAGGGAACCUAUCGCCUAGACCAGAAUACCAUCACCAAUGUAGUGAACAACAGUUACGAGCCAAGAAGCACGACUCUUAGGCACUCCUUUUACCCUCAGACACAUUACGGUAUUGUAGCGUAGGAAAUUAUAGAUAAAACCUGCAUGUUCCAUUUCGAAAUAUCAGCUUUAGGGACAUAGAUGCGGCGGACAUAAAUGCAACACACAGAUGUUAUAGAAUUAUAGAACAUCCGAAUAGGCACCGCUCUAGCGAUCCUCGAUUAGAUGAAAUAUUCCUAGAGAUUAAUUUAUUUUAAUUCAAACUAGAAUUAUAAUUUAUAUUUCGAAACUAUAAAUUAUGAUGUCGACGUAGUCUCUCUUUUAUUAUGUGUCUUUUUUUAUACAUUUUUUUUUUUAUAAUUUUAUAUGUUUUAAAUGUAUAAAGAUUAAUAUUAAGAAAUUCACGACGUUCACGUAAUAUAGACGCCAUAAACUAAUUGCUUUCAUAUUUACGAUUUAACCAGGAUUUUUGUAGCAUACAUCUUUAAAUAAGAAUGGCGUAAUGCACGCACAAUCAUGACACUUAUUGUGCAUUAUUACCAUUAAUUAUCGCAAUUAUUAAACGAAAGGGAAAUUGAGAAUCUUGCAGGACAGUAGAUUUGUUUAUAAUAAUUUUAGAAAAAAAUUAGGAAAACGUAUUAUAUUAUACAUAUAUAUCUUGUCAUAAAAUAAUUUGGCUUGUAUUUAAAAAAAAGAAACUGACUAAAAAAAGAUAUAUUUUCACAUAAUUUAAAAAUAAAAAUAUAAUUAUUUUUUAUUAAUGAUAAGUAAGAAAAUAAUUUAUUAAAUUGAUGUUGCUUUCUGAAUUUUGAAUUAUCGUUUUUUGUUAGUGCAAAAAAGAAUAGGAGUAGAUUUCCUGCGUAGAACAAAAUAAUUAAAAAUCUGAUCUCAUCUUGUUGAUGAGCAAAUUUACAUUUACACUUAGUUCACGUCACAGUAAUUAUUAUUUUUUUUUUUUUAAGUAAGUAAUUAUAUAAAUAUGUCAAGAAACGGAUCUACCUCUUUUUAUUGCAAAAUUCUCAAUUAAAUCAUCGAAGUUGUAAAUACGAUCGUUUAACACGAUUUGUAACAAUUUCUAUGAACGCUUUUAAUAAUCGCUUAUCAAUUAUCUAGUAUAUGAAUACAAUAGUGCAUUUAGCUAUGCCUGUGUUAUAAUAUUUCAUUACGAUAUAAUAAUAUCAAUUGCGAAUAAAUGCACGAUUUAUAUGGAUUAACAAUAUUUGCGAAAUGAAUUCUUUCAAAUUAACUUCUCCUUGAAGUAACAGAGAUAUAGAGAGCAAUCAAGCGUGAGAAUACCUGUCGAAUACUCUAAUUUUACUCGUGAUAGGGCAAUCGUUUUUAAAAAUUUUAUUUAUAUUUUGCAAAAUUUCGUUUAGUAUCUCGAUUCGUUUAAUAAAAUUAUUUGAUUCGAUACAAUUAUUUCGAGACAACUCGCCAGAAGUUUUAAUCGAUAAACAUAGCUCAAAUGUGUAUAUUAUAUUAUACUUGUUAAUUUUUAUUUCUAUAUAUACAUAUACAUAAUUUAUAUAUAUUGCAUAUAUAUAUAUAAUUUAUAUACAUUCGUAUCAAUUUUUUUUAUCGAUGAUGUAAAUUAUGAAAAAUAAUUCAAUUUGAGUUUAUAUAAAAUUGAACGUCUAAUUAUUUUUAUAUAUUCCAUGCAUGGAAAAUUACAGCUUUUGAUUUACUUA
Messenger RNA from Apis mellifera (honey bee), 4484 nucleotides. RefSeq names its product chorion peroxidase (gene cysu). The record is from RefSeq and is a predicted model, not a curated record. Gene Ontology annotation, biological process: response to oxidative stress. Lineage: Eukaryota; Metazoa; Arthropoda; Insecta; Hymenoptera; Apidae. Bases 499 to 2760 code for a protein of 753 amino acids. Gene Ontology annotation, molecular function: heme binding; peroxidase activity. The transcript is spliced from 17 exons.